AUGGGUGAAGACUUCUUCGAAUAUCUACCACCAGAAGUCAUAGUAAAUAUCCUCUCAAGACUCCCCACUCGAGCAGCUGUGGUCUGCAAGUGUGUUUGUAAGCCAUGGCUCGGUCUGCUCGCUACUCCUGAGUUUGUGAAUCCCCAUAUGUCUAGAUCAGUCCCGGGCCUUGCUGUUGAAACACACUCCAACUCAUUCGAAAUCGUUGAAUUUGUGGAUGAGCUCGAAACAGAACUUUUUAGCACGUUUUCUGUACCUCCUCCUUGUGGCAUAGGUUCACGUGAUUGUAAGACACCAUCUGUUUUGAGGGGCUGUCUCUGUGUAAGCCAUAUUACGGCUGAUGGGGAGAUUGUAAUCUGGUUGAUGAUGGAAUAUGGAGAUGAGAAAUCUUGGGCAAAGGAGAUUGUAAUCUGUCGAAUCAAUUUGUCUCGAGCACACAGACGACUGCAGCGGCGCCGCUCUCAAGUUCCGCCGUCUCCACCGCAUUCCAACAUAAGGGGUUAUUACAUCAAGAUGGGUAAUUCCAAACUGGGCGAAGAUUUCUUCGAAUAUCUUCCAUCAGAUAUCAUAGUAAAUAUCAUCUCAAGGCUCCCCAUUCAAGACGCUAUGGCUUGCAAGUGUGUUUGUAAGCCAUGGCUUGUUCUUCUCGCUACCCCUGAGUUUGUGAAUUCCCAUCUUUCUAGAUCAGUCCCGGGCAUUGCUAUUGAAACACACCCAAAGUCAUACGACGUCAUGGAAAUUGUGGAUGAGCUAUGCAAUGAGGAGUGUCAUCCGUAUACAGCCUUCAACUUCAAACUGCCCUUUGAUGAGCCAAUCCAUAGUUCAGCUAACGGUUUGAUCUUUCUAAGAGGCGUCGAUCAUGGUGAUCUUAUCCUGUGCAAUCCAGUCACACGUGAUUAUAUCAAGCUCCCUUCUCCUCGACAAACCACCUCAAGAGAUCAGCUUGCAUGGAGUUUUGGAUUUGGAGUGAGCAAAACGACCGGCCAAUUUAAGGUGGUUAGGAUUUUCUUAGAAAAACCACUACAUGGGGAGUACAAAAAACCACGACAUGAGUACAAAAAUGAGAGCCAAGUAUACACUGUUGGAACCGGAAUGUGGAGAAAAGUUCCCCAUGGUAGCCGGCACUGUUUUCUUGACAGACUUGGAGGGUUACUUUUUAAUGGAAAUCUUCAUUGGAGGGUAAUUGAGAAAAUCGGAGAUGACUUGGUUGAAUGGAUUUCUUGCCUUGAUCUUGAAACAGAACGUUUUAGCACCUUUGCUGUACCCUGUAUUCCUGAUAUAGAGCCCUACAUUAUUAAGACACUGUGUGUUUUGAGGGAUUGCCUCUGUUUGUGCUAUAAAACUGCUACAAAUUUUCGGGAGCUUGCAAUUUGGUCGAUGAAGGAAUAUGGGAAUGAAAAAUCUUGGACAAAGGAAGUUUUAACCGGCGAAGCUUUCGGAGGAUAUUCUGUACUUCAUGCUUUCCCGUUCAAAGUUUUCGAGAAUGGUGACAUCUUGAUGGAAUGUGAUAGGGAGAAUCUAUGCUACUACUCCAACAAGACUAAAACUUACUAUGACUUCUUUAUUCGAGAGGAUUGUAAUGAGUACAUAUCUACGACCAUGUAUACCCCAAGCUUUCUCACUUUGAAGAAUUUUGUGAUGGAGAAUGUGAGCUCAUUUUGAGCUGUGACUGCCAUUUGAUGUCUGCUGAUGAAAUACAUGAAUGGUGAGAGACAAAGCUCUUCUGGAAUUGGUGCAACUCUUUUGCUAAGAUAACAUUAGUUUUAUUUGUGAUAUGGAGUAGCUUUCUUGGUGCAACUCUUUUGCUAAGAUAACAUUGGUUUUAUUUAUAAUUACAAAUUAUCAGUAUAUGAUUCUUACUUA
Messenger RNA from Salvia splendens (bonfire salvia), 1863 nucleotides. RefSeq names its product F-box protein CPR1-like. The record is from RefSeq and is a predicted model, not a curated record. The transcript is spliced from 3 exons. Gene Ontology annotation, molecular function: protein binding. The coding region runs from base 1 to 1662 and encodes 553 amino acids. Lineage: Eukaryota; Viridiplantae; Streptophyta; Magnoliopsida; Lamiales; Lamiaceae.